This is a messenger RNA of Hyphopichia burtonii NRRL Y-1933, 1584 nucleotides long. It is a transcript of the gene PHO87, whose product is annotated as SPX domain-containing inorganic phosphate transporter. Gene Ontology annotation, biological process: phosphate ion transport; polyphosphate metabolic process; monoatomic anion transmembrane transport. The record is from RefSeq and is a predicted model, not a curated record. The transcript has a single exon. Gene Ontology annotation, cellular component: membrane. Bases 58 to 1572 code for a protein of 504 amino acids. Lineage: Eukaryota; Fungi; Ascomycota; Pichiomycetes; Serinales; Debaryomycetaceae. Gene Ontology annotation, molecular function: phosphate transmembrane transporter activity.
GAAAAAAAUUCUUAUAAUUUACAAUUAGAUAAUCAAGCAAUGAAAAAUGGUAAUAAAAUGGGUGAUGAAGGGAAUAUUAGUCAUGAUUCAAUUAUGUUUUUACAAAUGAAAAGAAUCAAUUUCCCUAAAAAUAUUAAAAUUUUUGGUUUUAAUUAUAUUGAUAUCCCAAGGUUUCUUUUAACCUGGCAAAUUGUUAAAUUAGCAAUUAUUAUUCCGGUUUUCAUUGUUUUAUUAAGUGUUCCAACUUUUAAUGAUUUACAACAACAUCGUUGUAUGGCGGUUUUGGCGGUUUCUGCUAUGUUAUGGGCUUCAGAAGCUUUACCUUUAUACAUCACUGCCAUGUUGGUUCCUUUAUUAAUCGUUACUUGUAAAGUUUUAAAAGAUGAUGAUGGUAAUGAAAUGACUGGUGAAGCAGCUUCAAAAUAUAUCUUGGGUACUAUGUGGUCUUCAGUCAUUAUGUUAUUAAUGGGUGGUUUUACUUUAGCUGCUGCAUUAUCUAAAUAUAAUAUUGCAAAAGUGAUCAGUUCUUAUAUUUUAGCAGCCGCUGGAACAAAACCACGUAAUAUCUUAUUAGCAAUUAUGUCAGUUUCUGUUUUCCUUUCAAUGUGGAUUUCAAAUGUUGCUGCUCCAGUUUUAUGUUUUUCAUUAAUUCAGCCAGUUUUAAGAACUGUUCCCACUGAUUCUCCAUUUGCUCAAGCUUUAGUUUUGGGUAUCGCAUUAAGUUCAAAUAUCGCCGGUAUGUCAUCUCCAAUCUCCUCACCUCAAAAUAUGAUUGCAAUUGAAUCAAUGAAUCCAAGCCCUGGUUGGGGGAAAUGGUUUGCUGUUGCUUUACCAGUUUCAAUCAUUGGUAUGCUCGGUAUUUGGGUCGAAUUAGUUUUAACCUUCAAUAUUUCAAAAACUAAAGUUAAAGCUUUUAAACCAAUUAAAGAAAAAUUCACCGUUAAACAAUGGUUCAUUAGUAUUGUUACUAUCGUUACUAUUCUUUUAUGGUGUUUAUUAACUAAAUUACAAUCAACUUUUGGUGAAUCAGGUAUUGUUUCAUGUAUUCCAAUUAUAUUAUUUUUCGGUACUGGUUUAUUAAAAGUUGAUGAUUUAAAUAAUUUCCCUUGGAAUAUUGUUUUAUUAGCAAUGGGUGGUAUUGCUUUAGGUAAAGGGGUUAGUUCAUCUGGUUUAUUGAAAACUAUUGCUACUUCUUUACAACAAAAAAUUAUGGGAUUCAAUGUUUUUGUUGUUUUGAUUAUUUUUGGUAUCUUAAUUUUAGUUGUUGCAACUUUUGUUAGUCAUACUGUUGCUGCCUUGAUUAUUAUUCCUUUAGUUAAAGAAAUUGGUGAAAGUUUACCAGACCCACAUCCUCUUAUCUUGGUUAUGGGUACUGCUCUUUUAGCUUCUGCUGCUAUGGCAUUACCAACUUCUGGAUUCCCUAAUGUAACUGCAAUUAGUAUGAGAGAUGAUCUAGGUAAACCAUAUCUUACCGUUAAUACUUUUAUUACUAGAGGUAUUCCUGCUUCUAUCAUUGGUUACAUUUGUGUAAUCACUCUUGGUUAUGGUAUAAUGAAUGCUCUUGGUUUCUAAGCAUGUUUCUUC